UUAGAGCCAGGCCAAGCACAACAUGAUGGACCUUUUUGAGACCAGCACUUAUUUUUUUAAUGAUCUGCGCUACAUAGAGACGGACCAGAGUUCCUUACAGAAUUUGGAUUUAGCAGAAGUGUCUCCUCUGUACCAAGGCAAUGGGAGUCCACUAUCUCCAGGCAGAGGCCAAGAUCCAAUUCCAAGUGAGCCAGGCUGUGAUAGCAGUGGAGAAGAGCAUGUUCCUGCCCCUCCAGGUCUCCAGGCACAUUGUGAAGGCCACUGUCUCAUCUGGGCCUGCAAAACCUGCAAAAGAAAGUGUGCUCCAAGCGACCGGAGGAAGGCUGCCACGCUGCGGGAGCGAAGGCGGCUCAAAAAAAUAAAUGAAGCUUUUGAUGCACUGAAGAAAAAGACGGUGCCCAAUCCUAACCAGAGGCUGCCCAAGGUGGAGAUAUUACGCAGUGCUAUAAGCUACAUUGAGAAACUCCAGGACCUGCUGCACAGCCUGGAUGAGCAAGAUAAACUCUCUGAUAGGAGUGCAUACAGCUAUAACAUCAAAGACCACAAUGUGAUUAACACUGAGCAUCAUUGGAAAAAGACUUGUCAAAGCUGGCAGGGAAACGCGGAUCAUUCCAGUGAGAACCUGUCUCAUCAAAGAGAAGGAUGGACAACAGAGUCGUCAGCGUCCAGCCUCCGCCGCCUCUCCUCUAUCGUUAACAGCAUUUCCACAGAUGACACUAAAGUGCAUUGCCCUAAGGAGAGCACAGAAAAAUGAAGACAGAUGAAUGAGAAGCCAUCUCACAUUUCCACAUUUCUGUUAUGUUUUGAUUCUGCUGUUGUAUAUUUAUAUAAACAAAAUUUAAUUUGUGAAAUUUGUGGCCAGUGUAUUGUAGGACUGCACGUGAUUCCAAUAUUUUCAUUUUUCAUCAACAGACUGAUUCCUGGCAGAUCAUAUUUUCUUUUAAAUAAUAUGUAUAGAGAAUG
Pygocentrus nattereri (red-bellied piranha) is the source of this 963-nucleotide messenger RNA. It is a transcript of the gene myf6, whose product is annotated as myogenic factor 6. Gene Ontology annotation, biological process: positive regulation of myoblast differentiation; muscle organ development; regulation of transcription by RNA polymerase II. The transcript is spliced from 4 exons. Lineage: Eukaryota; Metazoa; Chordata; Actinopteri; Characiformes; Serrasalmidae. The record is from RefSeq and is a predicted model, not a curated record. Gene Ontology annotation, molecular function: DNA-binding transcription factor activity, RNA polymerase II-specific; RNA polymerase II cis-regulatory region sequence-specific DNA binding; protein dimerization activity. The coding region runs from base 23 to 754 and encodes 243 amino acids.